This is a messenger RNA of Volvox carteri f. nagariensis, 1305 nucleotides long. RefSeq lists its product as uncharacterized. The coding region runs from base 1 to 1305 and encodes 434 amino acids. Lineage: Eukaryota; Viridiplantae; Chlorophyta; Chlorophyceae; Chlamydomonadales; Volvocaceae. The record is from RefSeq and is a predicted model, not a curated record. The transcript is spliced from 11 exons.
AUGCAUGGCCAGCGAGUAGCCUACGAAAGCACACAUCAGGCUACCUUUUGCAAUCCUUAUAAUAUAGGUGUGAACGCCAUAUUCCUUGUGUUGAUCCCUUACACACUGGUCACCGCGCUGCAUGACACGCACCUGGAGGUUUCGCUUAUCCUCGGCACUGCAUUUAGCGGCGCCAAUCUACUCAUUGGUAUUAUUGCUCGAAUAGCUGGCGGUUACAGGACAUGGCCUUACGCGCUGGAGCUCUUCAUGCUAGCGGUCAACGCGGUGCUGCUAGGAGUGUCGUACCCAGCGCCGGACAACGUGACCAAGUACUUGCCUUUCAUCGCAAAUUCAUUCUACGCAGCAUUCUCUCUGGCCUCCAUCAUCUUGACCACACCCUUCACGUUACAGUACGCAAGGGAAUUCGUACCUGCCUCGGCAGCCAUGCACGACCGAUUGGUUCGUGCCGCCUACGUCACAGCCGCCGUGUGGAGCCUUACUUUCGUCACCAACACCCUCGUCUUCUUGGUGCCUAUCUGCCGGGGUCGCGAUGCCGACCACGGUGACGUCCUCAACCUGGUGUUCCGCAUCAUCUUGCCGACCUUCCUGGGGCUCUUCGCCGCCCUCUUUACCCGGCUGUGGCCGCUGAGGGUGAUGCGGCACCUCGCGAAGUCAGUGGGGUUCGACGGCGCAUACCAGAAGGUGCUGGUCAACCCGCUGGCGUUGAUGGGCGUGGGAAUGCCGCCGCCGCCGCCACCGCCGCUGCCGCCGCCGGCCCCGGGGCCUUAUUCAGGGGUAACGCAGCGACGCAGCCCUAAGGGCUACAAAUGCACCAUCUGCCUGGAGCGCAUGGAGGCUGACCUCGCCACCACGACCUGCGGGCACAUGUUCUGCUUCAAGUGCAUCAGCUCCUGGGUCCAGAAGAGCGGCAACUGCCCUCAGUGUCGCUCUAAGCUGACCAGGACAAAAAUCAUCCGCAUCUACCCGCCAUCUUGCGACUAUGUUAUAGACUCUGGCGCAGCAACUGGUGCCGGCGUGGCUCUGCUGCUGCUGCUGCUGCCGGCCGAAAGUCUAUCUACCUAUCUAUUUGUCUACCUGGCCAACCGGAUGAAUGCAGGAGCCGGCGGACUGAGAGACGCAGCGCACUUGGCUCGUGCCCCCGAAGGCAACCAAAGGAUACCUGGACACCGUCCUCCACCCAACAUAGAGCCGGAGCCUGAGCCAGAGGCCGAUGAUACCUCCUGGAAGGGCACCCGGUCAUGCCAGGAACAUUGCGGUGGCGGUGGAGGCGCCCGUUGCAGUGGCGCUGCAGAGGGUGGUGCAUAA